Messenger RNA from Lepidothrix coronata (blue-crowned manakin), 742 nucleotides. RefSeq names its product protein PBMUCL2-like. NCBI's taxonomy places the organism in Eukaryota, Metazoa, Chordata, Aves, Passeriformes, Pipridae. The transcript has 2 exons. The record is from RefSeq and is a predicted model, not a curated record. The annotation marks the transcript as partial.
UGAUCCCAGGGACACCGAGGGACACGUCAAUGAGGUCUACAGAGAUGCCACCACCCCAGAUGGACUGGUCACCGCGGCCCCGGGAGGGGACAAGGUGCUGGUGGCCACCGGUGGGGACGUCAUUGUGGAGGGGACACCGGAACCCGCUGUCACCAGUGGCCUUGGGGACAGUUUAGGACACGUCAGCGAGGUCUCUGAAGGUGCCACCACCCCGGGGGGACUGGUCACCCCAACCCCAGGAGGGGACAAGGUGCUGGUGGCCACUGGCAGUGACGUCCUUGUGGAGGGGACAGACCAGCCUGGUGUCACCGGUGACCCCGGGGACACUUUGGGACACGUCAACGAGGUCCAUGAAGGUGCCACCACCCUGGUUGGACUGGUCACCCCAACCCCGGGAGGGGACAAGGUGCUGGUGGCCACUGCCAGUGACGUCAUCGCAGAGGGGAUACAAGAACCGGGUGUCACCGGCGACCCUGGGGACACUUUGGGACACGUCAACGAGGUCUACGGAGAUGCCACCACCCCGGUUGGACUUGUCCCUACACCCCCAGAAGGGGACAAGGUGCUGGUGGCCACUGGCAGUGACGUCCUUGUGGAGGGGACAGAAGAACCGGGUGCCACCGGUGACCCCGGGGACACUUUGGGACGUGUCACCGAGGUCUACGGAGAUGCCACCACCCCAGUGGCCGCUGUCCCCACAUCCCCAGGACGUGACAAGGUGCUGGUGGCCCACGGUGGGGAC